UGAAAACUCUCACAUCUAUUCACACGAAGAGAAUGUAUAUUGAAACACACAACACACAACUUCUCAUUUGCAGGUUACAGGUCCCCAGGCUAGAAUACCUUGUUCAUAUAAUAUUUCUCUUAGCGACAAAAUUCCGAAUUCUCUGAGUAUUUCGACUCCUCAUGGUACAUUGAACAGGAUUUCCGUGUGCUAACAGUGAGCUGUAUCCGGAAGACCUUGGUGUGACUGUCAGCUGAUGAAGUGAUUUGAAGAUCCAAGUAUCUUUACUGUAAAAUAAGAAGUUUCACUUGCUGGCAUAUUGAUUACCUGGAUUAUUUCCAGUUUUGAUAUUGAUAAUAUUCGACGUAGUGAACGACUUCUAAAGAAAAACUUAUUAUGGCUACAAAUGCGCCUGCAAAGCUGCAGGUAAAACCGACUGAAAAUGAGAGGUUCCAGAAAUUGAAGGAAAAAUUCAUAGAGAAAUUUGGAGAAGACCCCGUUUUUUAUGCACGAGCUCCUGGCCGAGUAAAUUUAAUUGGAGAACACAUUGACUACUGUGGAUAUGCUGUACUACCCAUGGCCAUAGAGCAAGAUAUCCUAGCAGCUGUGUCCCUCAGUAAGACGCAAACAGCCCAGCUGGCGAAUUCAAAUCCCCUCUACACGGACUUCAAAGUGUCGUUUGAAGACGUUCAGAUUGACAAGUCUCAGCCUUUAUGGUAUUACUAUUUUCUUUGUGGCCUGAAAGGAAUACAGGAGCACUUCAGCCUCAGCAGUCCUGCAGGGAUUAAGUGUGUUGUGGACGGGACCAUCCCCCCCAGUUCUGGGCUGUCCAGCUCCAGCGCACUUGUGUGCUGUGCAGGCCUGGUGACACUGGAAGCCAACGAGAAGACUCUUUCCAAGGUGGAGCUGGCAGAGAUCUGCGCGCGCUGUGAGCGAUAUAUUGGCACGGAGGGUGGCGGGAUGGAUCAGUCCAUCUCCUUCCUCGCAGAGCAGGGGACUGCAAAACUAAUUGAGUUCAACCCCCUGAGGGCGACUGAUGUGAGACUCCCAGCUGGGGCCGUUUUCGUGAUCGCUAAUUGUUGUGUUGAAAUGAACAAGGCUGCAACUUCUCAUUUCAACAUCAGGGUUGUGGAGUGCCGACUAGCUGCAAAGCUUCUGUCUAAGGCAAAAGGCCUGGAUUGGAGCAGACUGCAGAAGCUGGGGGAUGUGCAGACAGAGCUGGGAGUUUCACUGGAGGAGAUGCUGAAGACAGUGGAAGAGGUCUUGCACCCAGAGACUUACACCCGAGAGGAAAUUUGUCAGAGUCUGGCCAUCACCCCAGCCCAGCUCUGCAGCAGCAUCCUCAGUCAGAACACACAGCAUGUUACAAGCUUCAGGCUCUACCAGCGUGCGAAGCAUGUAUACAGUGAAGCUGCACGAGUGCUGGCAUUUAAGGACGUUUGCAAUGAGGCACCUGCCAGGGCGAUCCAGCUGCUGGGGGAGCUGAUGAACCAGAGCCAUGCAAGCUGCAGAGACCUGUAUGAGUGCAGCUGUCCAGAGCUGGAUCAGCUAGUGGACACAUGUCUGCUGUCAGGUGCAGCUGGCUCUCGACUGACUGGUGCUGGAUGGGGAGGCUGUGUUGUGUCAAUGGUACCAGUGGAGAAGAUGGAUUCUUUUCUGCAGAAAGUACGAUCUGCCUAUUACAAGCCUGAUGCCCGGAGAGCAGCCUUGGAAAAACAGAGUUUAUUUGUCACAAAGCCUGGUGGAGGAGCUGCAAUUUAUUUGGAGGCCUAAAAAAGUAAAAAGUAUGAUUUAAUGCAUCUGCAAAACAAAGUUUUCUUUUCUACUUGUAUAUCAUGAUGGUGUUGGAAGUUUAUGAGCAGCACACAGAAAAGUUCCAAGGUUCUUAAUGUCCAUUUGUGAUUGCUCAAACUGGGAACUUCACGAAAAUCACAUGUACAGUAGGCUUUUUAGGACAUAAUAACAGGAAAGGAUGUUUUGUACACUAAUACUUUUCAAACCUUUGGUUCUUUCUAAAUAAAAAGAACAUAUUGAGCUGUCAUUGAUCAAUGUGGGUUUUUUUUAAUUUUCAGUCACCCAUGCAUUAUUCUGCAGUGCUUUAGAGUUUAAUCUGUCUCACCCUAAUAAGUCAAUAAUCAAGUGCGCUUAACUGAAUGUGCUACAGCUACCAAACCAAGCCGUGGUGUGGUCUAGCAAUCCAAUGUUGUGGUGAAUAAACCAUGCCUAAUAAUACAUCUGAAAAAAAAAAA
This is a messenger RNA of Lepisosteus oculatus (spotted gar), 2228 nucleotides long. RefSeq names its product galactokinase 2 (gene galk2). The record is from RefSeq and is a predicted model, not a curated record. Gene Ontology annotation, molecular function: galactokinase activity; ATP binding. Gene Ontology annotation, biological process: galactose metabolic process; carbohydrate phosphorylation. NCBI's taxonomy places the organism in Eukaryota, Metazoa, Chordata, Actinopteri, Semionotiformes, Lepisosteidae. Gene Ontology annotation, cellular component: cytosol; cytoplasm.